AUGACCAUUUCAGGAACGGAUAGUAUCGUGAGAGGUGAGAUGCCUCAGAAACCUCAACGAGUGCAAUCGGAAGGCGCCAAAGUUCAACGAGGAUUCACUGUUGCAUCUGCUGGUGUUGCAUCGAUUCCAUCACGUUAUCUAACAAUUGUUAGUAAAAAUAAUGAGAGAAAAGGCUUUUACCAGACUGCUAAGCGUUUUCAAUACGAAACGAGCUUCACACCGGGUCCUGGCCAAUAUCAAACUGUACAGGCGAUCGAUAAACAAUUGGAGAAAACGUCCGAUUCAAAAAAAGGCUCCGGCGGUUUCGCUUCGAAAAGUAGACGAGAGGGUUUUACAAAUGGUGUGUCAAGCGCUCCAGCGCCUACAACCUAUAAUAUUUCAUCCAGAUUCGGCAAUAAUUACCAUGAUUUCAAUCGAGCAAAAUAUUCCAGUAUGUUUCAAAAGCCCAUUGCCGAACGGCCACUCUCAUCAAAAACAUCACUUCCUGCACCGAAUCAAUAUGAUGUUACACGAGGUUUAAAGCGAACGGGAAAAGCAAACAACGUUGCAGCAAGAGCAGCUUUCCUUUCACAUACAAGACGAUCCGCUCAAACAAACAACCACUUUAUUUCACCAGCUCCUGAUGCAUACAAUGUCGACGAUACAGCUACACGAACAUUACGACCUAUCCAUCAAUCCAGCUUUAAAUCAACUUCAAAACGAGAUGCAUUCGGAUCACAAUCCGGACCUGAAUUGCCAGGACCAGCUGAUUACCGACCAUUUCAGAAGCCGACUGAAGAACCAAACCGACAAAUCUUUCCACGCCAUCCGUAUUUAACCAUUUCAGCGCCAGCCAUUCCACCGGCACCUGAAGCACCAUUCCCUGGUCCGGGCGCUUAUGAAGUUUGUGGUUUUAAAGAAGUCGAAAAGAAAUAUAUGUCCUCAGCAGCCUUUGUCUCUAACACCAGUCGAUGGGCCAUUGAUACCACUACAGCUGCUGAACAGCCUGGUCCUGCUUCAUACACACCACGUACAGCGGUAAAACAAUCAUUCAAUUUCAAUUUUGAGAAAAAAUGGAUCUGA
Adineta ricciae is the source of this 1062-nucleotide messenger RNA. Lineage: Eukaryota; Metazoa; Rotifera; Eurotatoria; Adinetida; Adinetidae. The record is from the annotation of a GenBank genome assembly.